Orbilia oligospora ATCC 24927 is the source of this 4362-nucleotide messenger RNA. RefSeq lists its product as uncharacterized. The record is from RefSeq and is a predicted model, not a curated record. Gene Ontology annotation, molecular function: ATPase-coupled intramembrane lipid carrier activity; ATP hydrolysis activity; magnesium ion binding. Gene Ontology annotation, cellular component: plasma membrane. NCBI's taxonomy places the organism in Eukaryota, Fungi, Ascomycota, Orbiliomycetes, Orbiliales, Orbiliaceae. The transcript has 7 exons. Gene Ontology annotation, biological process: phospholipid translocation. The coding region runs from base 1 to 4362 and encodes 1453 amino acids.
AUGGCUUCUCAGAUGCCUGACGAGUCGGAAGGGAAGAAACGAAGGUCCCUCUGGGGCCGGAAAGAAGAGAAACCUCAGUUAGACAGUGGCGAAUCGGGGAAAAUGGCCGGUCCAUCCUCUUCCGACAGCGAAGAGGGAGAGGAGAAUGGGCACUUCGGCCGUAACGUCUAUAUAAACCUACCUCUCCCGCCAGAUGCACAGGACGAAGACGGGAAGCCCAUCGCCCAAUACGCUAGAAACAAGAUCCGAACAGCGAAAUACACUCCAUUGUCUUUUAUUCCAAAAAAUCUUUGGUUGCAAUUCCACAAUGUUGCUAAUAUCUAUUUCCUAUUCAUCACGAUUUUACAGAUCUUUGCUAUCUUCGGAGCCUCGAACCCUGAACUCGGCUGCAUCCCCCUCGUUGCAAUUCUCCUUAUUAGUGGAAUAAAGGACGCCAUCGAAGACUACCGGAGAACAGUCCUGGAUCUCGAAUUAAACAACACACCUGUCCACAUCCUCCUCGGGGUUCCUAAUGUAAAUGUCACCGACGAUCAAGUUUCCCUGUGGAGGAGAAUAAAAAAAGCGACCACCCGAGGCCUUCGUUACCUCUUUCAUUUUUUCAAAUCUCUCAAGAACAAAGGCAAGGCAGAACAGGCUGCCGGGGGGGACCCGAAACCAGGCCAGUUGCAGAGAAUGCAAACCAGAGCCUCUAUCUAUACCAUCGCUGACGAUGGAGAGGCUAUCCAAAUGACACCUGUGCCAUCACCGGCCCCUACAAGCAACCGUUUUUCUUUCACGCCAGGGGUUAACGAGAGACCUGCUACCAUUCCGCCCCAAAACAAGACCCCAGCAAACGGCAAAUUCUACGGCUCGGUAGUUGAUCCCCACUACGACCCCAAAAAUGAAUCACCUGCUAAAUUUAAGAGAGAUAACUGGAAAAACGUUCGUGUGGGUGAUUGGGUCCGGAUUUACAAUAACGAAGAGGUCCCUGCCGAUAUAAUCAUCCUUGCGACAUCAGACGCUGAUGGGGCUUGUUAUGUGGAAACGAAAAAUCUUGACGGCGAAACGAACUUGAAGGUUCGACAUGCAUUGCAUUGUGGCGCUGGGAUUAAACAUGCUAGAGAUUGCGAAAAGGCUAGAUUUACGGUUGAGAGCGAAGGUCCGCAUGCCAACCUAUACGCAUACACAGGUCUCAUUAGGUGGGAUCAAGUUGAUGCUGCGGACCCAAAUAAGCCGACUAUGCCAAUGACGGAGCCAAUAUCUGUUAAAAAUCUGCUCCUCCGUGGCUGCUCCCUCAGGAAUACCGACUGGGUAGUAGGAGUUGUGCUAUUUACUGGAAGUGAAACCAAGAUCAUGAUGAAUGCUGGCGUCACACCGACGAAACGUAGCCGAAUUCAACGGGAGCUCAACAUCAACGUCCUGCUGAACUUUGUAAUCCUUUUUAUCAUGUGUUUACUCUCUGGAAUCGUCCAAGGCGUCUUCUCUGGAAAAAAGGAUGCGUCACAAAGCUUUUUCGAGUAUGGGUCCAUCGGUGGCUCUCCAGGAGUUGAUGGGCUCAUCACCUUCUGGACUACUGUGAUCUUAUUCCAGACACUCGUUCCAGUAUCCUUGUAUAUCAGCCUUGAAAUCAUCAAAGGAGCACAAGCGUUCUUCAUCUUUAGCGACAUCCUAAUGUAUUACGAACCACUCGAUUACCCUUGUACCCCGAAAUCUUGGAAUAUCUCGGACGAUGUCGGACAGAUUGAAUAUAUUUUCUCCGACAAAACUGGGACUUUGACCCAAAACGUCAUGGAAUUUAAAAAGUGCACAAUCAACGGGCGCCCCUACGGAGAAGCCUAUACGGAAGCCUUCGCCGGGAUUCAAAAACGUCAGGGAGUUAACGUUGACGUUGAAGGUCCAAAGGUUAAAGCACAGAUAGUCGAAGACAAGCGGGAAAUGAUCAAGGCGCUGAGAGGAAUCGACGAUAACGUAUACCUAGAUGACGAAAAGCUCACAUUCAUCUCACCUGAAUUUGUUAGACAUCUUACAGGUACAGCAGGAGAAGCCCAAGCAGCUGCUUGUCACCACUUUAUGCUCGCAUUGGCCCUUUGCCACAGCGUUCUUCCUGACCUUGUAUCUGAUGAACCGCCGAGAAUUGAGUUCAAGGCCCAGUCACCUGACGAAGCCGCACUAGUGGCCACAGCAAGGGACAUGGGGUUCAGUCUUGUGGAACGCACUCAGUCCGGGGUUCGUCUGAACAUCCAUGGUAAACAAGUCGGCUAUCAGGUGCUUAACACCCUCGAAUUCAAUUCUGCUCGCAAAAGGAUGAGUGCGAUCAUUCGAAUGCCUGAUGAUAGGAUUAUAUUAUUCUGUAAAGGCGCAGACAGCAUUAUUUAUUCCCGGUUGACGCCAGAUCAACAACAGGAGUUGAGGAAAAGCACAGCCGAGCACCUCGAAAUAUUUGCCAGAGAAGGGCUCCGGACUCUUUGUAUCGCUGAACGGGUUCUCUCGGAAGAGGAAUAUCGCGAGUGGAUGCAACUUUACGAUGCGGCUUCUGCCGCCACUGUGGGAAGGGAUGAGAAGAUAGAGGAGGUAUCAGAACUGAUUGAACAGAAUCUUACCUUACUCGGCGGCACCGCCAUUGAAGACCGCCUACAGGAUGGCGUUCCAGAUUCGAUCGCAUUACUAGGCGAAGCUGGCAUCAAACUGUGGGUUUUGACUGGUGAUAAGGUUGAAACUGCUAUAAAUAUCGGGUUUUCAUGCAAUCUUCUCAAUAACGAGAUGGAUCUGAUCAUACUCCAGUCAGUGGACAGUAUAGAAGCAGCUCACGAAAUGAUACUGAGGAAUUUAAGGGAGCACUUUGACAUGCAAGGAGGGGCUGAGGAACUAGCGGUCGCCAAAAAAAACCAUGACCCUCCUCCUCCGACCCAUGCUGUCGUGAUUGAUGGGGAUACUCUCAGAUUCGUUCUCGAUGAUGCAGUCAAAAAUGACUUCUUGCUUCUCUGCAAACAAUGCAGAGCUGUCCUCUGCUGCCGUGUGAGCCCGAGUCAGAAGGCCGCAGUCGUGCGCAUGGUAAAAGUGGGGCUUGACGUAAUGACGCUAGCUAUUGGCGAUGGUGCAAACGAUGUAGCUAUGAUCCAAGAAGCUGAUGUCGGCGUGGGAAUCGCUGGAGAAGAGGGUAGGCAAGCGGCAAUGUCUUCGGACUAUGCAAUUGGCCAAUUCCGUUUUCUUUGCCGAUUAGUCCUGGUCCAUGGUCGCUGGUCCUAUCGUCGCUUAGCUGAAAUGAUCGCUAAUUUCUUCUAUAAGAACAUUGUCUGGACAUUCGUACUCUUCUGGUACCAAAUAUACUGCAGUUUCGAUGGUUCUUACCUCUUCGACUACACAUAUGUAUUGCUAUAUAACUUAGCCUUUUCAUCUCUCCCGGUCAUCAUUAUGGGUAUAAUCGACCAGGAUGUAGAUGAUAAAGUGUCUCUUGCCGUUCCCCAACUUUACCAACGUGGCAUACUUAGACUCGAAUGGACUCAAACCAAGUUUUGGAUAUACAUGUUUGAUGGCAUUUACCAAUCCGUUAUUACGUUUUAUAUGACUUACCUUCUCUUUUCCGGCGGAGGUUUCACUUCAUCAAACGGUCGAAUGCUCAACAACCGAGAGCAAAUGGGCGUUUAUGCCGCCAGCGCGUGUAUCGUCGUCGUAAACGUUUACGUGCUCAUGAAUCAGUAUCGGUGGGACUAUUUAUUCUUGGGUAUUGUUUCCUUCAGUAUCCUCCUCAUUUGGUUCUGGACUGGUGUUUACUCCCAGUUUAUGGACUCUGUCAACUUUUAUAAAUCUGCGGAACAGGUCUACGGGGCACUGAGUUUUUGGGUGAACUUGCUUAUCACGGUGGUAGUUUGCCUUCUACCCCGCUUUGCCUGUAAAGUGGUUCAGAAGCUAUAUUUCCCUUAUGACAUAGAUAUCAUACGGGAACAGGUCCGGCAAGGCAGGUUUCGAUAUCUUUACGAAGAUGAAGGUACGAUGGCACUACCGCGAAGUUCUAUAAGUUCUGGCUUUUCCAACCUUCCCAAAUCACGUCCGUCUAAUCCAUUUGCGAGCGAAGAAGAUGACGAACGGCCAAUAUACCCCCCAAGCAUUGCGCCCACAGCAACUACCGUUGGUAAACGAGAAAGCCACCACGGUAGCGAUGGAGCUGAAAGUGAUAUAUUUUCACUUCCUACCCACAGAUUCUCGAUGGACGAGCGGCCCCGCAAUAGCUUCGAUCGGAUUCGAGCCUCGAUGGACCGGACGCGCGCAAGCUUUGAGGCCAGUAAUGACUUCACUUCGGCAGCUAUGCUUGCAAGGGUUGAAUCCCGAAACUCCAUUGCGUUUGCGAGAAGGAGGAGUCAAUUGGCUACCGAAUAUUUUGCCUAA